AUGGUGCUCGUCGUCUCUGUCAUCUUGCUCACGAUGACUCAACAAAUAAUGAGUGAGUAUCAUGACGCAUUUGCGCUUUUCGAAGCAGAUGCUUCGUUCAUCCCGAGCCAACAUCAGGAAUCUCCAUUCUUUCACGAAAACCAAGGCACCAUAGAAACUCGCGUCACGCUUAGCCCCUGGAUUCCAGUGUCCACUCUCCCAUCCACCACCACCGCCAGCGAACAAUUUCUAAUCACUCCAAAACUUCUCCAAAUCGUUUCUCAGACCGAGAAACCUCUGGCUCAGGGAUCCAUGGAUGAACUGGGCACAAACGACACAUCUCACAAUUACGCUCUUGUUGGACUUGUAUUUGUGAUUUUCAUGUUACUGCUCCUGAUAACUCUCAGCAACAUCAACAGCGACUGGUUCCGUCGAGUUAACACAGAAAAAUUCCGUCAUAUUGAGAUGGUUGUCGACAAUGGAUCAGAUUCUAUUGCCGUAUUGGAGAUUCCAACAUACGAGAUUGACACCUCCAAAGUCUUCUGGCUUCCAGGUUACAAGAAGCAACUCAGUGUAGUCCGCGAAGUCUCUCAAGAAAUUGACUUUUAA
Molecule: messenger RNA, 588 nt
Organism: Caenorhabditis briggsae
Lineage: Eukaryota; Metazoa; Nematoda; Chromadorea; Rhabditida; Rhabditidae
Exons: 3
Coding region: 1-588 (195 amino acids)
Source: RefSeq, a predicted model, not a curated record